AUGGCGCAGUUGAGACAGAGAAGAAUAUAUGAACGAUUGGGGCAUCAUCCUCGCAUUGUCAAGUACAUUCGGCGCUAUGGGGAUGGCAUUGUUUUGGAACGACUACAGUAUCAACUCCAAGGCAUACAAUAUUUACAUUCUAAUUGUGUAUUCCAACUGGACAUUGGGUGCCACAAUGUCCUUAUAGAUGAGAACAAUAAUGCGAAACUCUCUGAUUUUGCUGGCUCAAAAAUUGAUGAUGGCAAGGUUGAAGUGGCCCCAGGCUCCCGUGCCUGUCAUCCAGAUUUGCAAAAGUGUUUGAAGCCGACAGUGCAGACUGAGAUUUUUGGCUUAAGAUCCGUUUUAUUUGAACUUUGUACCACCAAUCAGCCAUACCAUAACAUAGAGGAUCAUGAAGUGGAUGUUCUAUUUCGUGACGGCAUCUUUCCUGACACGACAAAUCUCCCUCUUGGAGAAAUCGUUCUGAAAUGCUGGACUGGGAAAUAUGCCAGUGGCAGGGAAGUGGCCACAGAUGUUGAACAAAUUCAGAAUAAAUAUAAAGUCUUCCAAUGA
Molecule: messenger RNA, 552 nt
Organism: Ophidiomyces ophidiicola
Lineage: Eukaryota; Fungi; Ascomycota; Eurotiomycetes; Onygenales; Onygenaceae
Exons: 2
Coding region: 1-552 (183 amino acids)
Biological process (GO): protein phosphorylation
Molecular function (GO): ATP binding; protein kinase activity
Source: RefSeq, a predicted model, not a curated record